Messenger RNA from Budorcas taxicolor (takin), 2982 nucleotides. It is a transcript of the gene NUP107, whose product is annotated as nucleoporin 107. Gene Ontology annotation, molecular function: structural constituent of nuclear pore. Gene Ontology annotation, biological process: protein import into nucleus; mRNA export from nucleus; post-transcriptional tethering of RNA polymerase II gene DNA at nuclear periphery. The record is from RefSeq and is a predicted model, not a curated record. Gene Ontology annotation, cellular component: nuclear pore outer ring; nuclear pore. NCBI's taxonomy places the organism in Eukaryota, Metazoa, Chordata, Mammalia, Artiodactyla, Bovidae. The transcript has 28 exons. Bases 89 to 2866 code for a protein of 925 amino acids.
GGUUUACUUCCGGUGAGCGGGUAGGCUGAAACGCGGUGGCUAAGCUGGAGUUGAGUUUGCAAAGUUCUCGGUGGAGAAGGCUGUAGCCAUGGACAGGAGUGGCUUUGGAGAGAUGUCAUCUCCUGUGAUCCGGGAGGCAGAGGUGACUCGGACUGCUCGCAAACAGAGUGCCCAAAAAAGAGCUUUAAUUCGCGCAGCCCAAGACGAAAUUUUUUCUAAUACCACUCCAAGAAACCAGGUUAUGCCCCGAACUCCGAGCUCAUUUCGACAACCUUUUACUCCACCAAGCCGGAGCUUACUGAGGCAACCAGAUGUAUCCUGCAUUCUUGGAACUGGAGGGAGGUCUCCCCGGCUUACACAGUCUUCAGGGUUCUUGGGAAAUCUGUCUAUGGUGACUAACCUGGAUGACAGUAACUGGGCCACUGCUUUCUCAUCACAGCGUGCAGGGCUGUUCUCAAAUGCAGAGCCCCACAGUGUAACAGAGGACGUUACCCUCAGUGCUGUAAUGUUACGAGAGGAUGAUCCUGGAGAAGCUGCAUCCAUGAGUAUGUUUUCUGAUUUCCUGCAAUCUUUCUUGAAACACUCUUCAACUACUGUUUUUGACCUUGUAGAAGAGUAUGAGAACAUUUGUAGUAGUCAGGUAAAUAUAUUGAAUAAAAUAGUGAGCCGAGCAACACCUGGACUUCAGAAGUUUUCAAAAACAGCCAGUAUGCUCUGGCUUCUUCAACAGGAGAUGGUCACAUGGAGGCUGCUGGCUUCUUUGUAUAGAGACCGAAUACAGUCUGCAUUAGAAGAUGAAAGUAUGUUUGCAAUUACUGCUCUUAAUGCGAGUGAAAAAGCAGUUGUGGAAGCAUUGUUUCAGAGAGAUUCACUUGUCCGACAAAGUCAGCUGGUGGUAGAUUGGUUAGAAAGCAUUGCCAAAGAUGAGAUUGGAGAUUUUUCCGAUAAUAUUGAAUUUUAUGCAAAAUCAGUAUAUUGGGAAAAUACUCUGCAUACCUUGAAACAGCGGCAGCUAUCUUCUUAUAUAGGAAGUGUCCGUCCUCUUGUCACUGAAUUGGACCCUGAUGCUCCCAUAAGACAGAAGAUGCCACUUGAUGAUCUGGAUAGAGAAGAUGAAGUCAGAUUACUCAAAUAUCUUUUCACUCUAAUUCGUGCUGGAAUGACAGAAGAGGCACAGCGACUCUGCAAACGCUGUGGCCAGGCUUGGAGAGCUGCAACACUUGAAGGCUGGAAACUCUAUCAUGACCCCAAUGUUAAUGGAGGAACAGAAUUAGAACCUGUUGAAGGGAAUCCAUAUAGAUGCAUUUGGAAAAUAAGUUGUUGGAGAAUGGCAGAAGAUGAGCUUUUUAAUAGAUAUGAGAGAGCAAUUUAUGCAGCUCUAAGUGGGAAUCUCAAGCAGCUGCUUCCAGUCUGUGACACCUGGGAGGAUACAGUGUGGGCCUACUUCAGGGUGAUGGUGGACAGUCUGGUUGAACAGGAGAUCAGGACAUCAGUAAUGACUCUGGAUGAAACUGAAGAACUCCCUAGAGAAUAUUUGGAAGCAAAUUGGACCUUAGAAAAGGUUUUUGAAGAACUUCAAGCUACUGAUAAAAAGAGAGUUCUAGAAGAGAAUCAAGAACAUUAUCAUAUAGUUCAAAAAUUCCUUAUCCUGGGAGACAUUGAUGGUUUGAUGGAUGAAUUUAGCAAAUGGCUUUCCAAAAGCAGGAACAGUCUACCUGGACACCUCCUCCGCUUCAUGACUCACCUGAUUUUGUUUUUCCGCACUCUGGGACUACAGACCAAAGAAGAAAUUUCCAUUGACGUUUUAAAGACAUACAUACAGCUUUUAAUAAAUGAGAAACAUACAAAUCUCAUAGCAUUUUAUACCUGUCAUUUGCCUCAAGACCUUGCUGUUGCCCAGUAUGCAUUAUUUUUGGAAGGUGUUACAGAGUUUGAACAGCGCCACCAUUGCCUGGAGCUGGCUAAAGAGGCAGAUUUGGAUAUUGCAGCUAUAACAAAAACUGUAGUUGAGAAUAUUCGAAAGAAAGAUGAUGGUGAAUUCAGUCAUCAUGACCUGUCCCCAGCCUUGGAUACGGGUACUACCGAGGAAGACCGAUUAAAAAUUGAUGUAAUUGACUGGUUGGUAUUCGACCCAGCACAGAGAGCAGAAGCACUAAAACAAGGCAAUGCGAUAAUGAGGAAAUUCUUGGCCUCAAAAAAGCACGAAGCUGCAAAAGAAGUAUUUGUGAAAAUUCCUCAGGAUUCAAUAGCAGAAAUCUAUAACCAGUGGGAGGAACAAGGAAUGGAUAGCCCACUUCCUGCUGAAGAUGAUAACGCUAUCCGAGAACAUUUGUGCAUCAGAGCUUACUUGGAAGCCCAUGAAACCUUUAAUGAGUGGUUUAAGCAUAUGAAUUCAGCUCCACAAAAACCUACUUUGACAACUCAAGCAACUUUUACUGAGAAAGUGGCUCAUGAACACAAAGAAAAGAAAUAUGAAAUGGAUUAUGGUAUUUGGAAAGGGCAUUUGGAUGCCCUAACUGCUGAUGUGAAGGAAAAAAUGUACAAUGUCUUGUUGUUUGUUGAUGGAGGGUGGAUGGUGGAUGUUAGAGAGGAUGCUGAGGAAGACCAUGAAAGAAUACAUCAAAUGGUUUUACUGAGAAAGCUUUGUCUGCCAAUGUUGUGUUUUCUGCUUCACACCAUAUUGCAUAGUACCGGUCAGUAUCAGGAAUGCCUGCAGUUAGCAGAUAUGGUGUCCUCUGAGCGCCACAAACUAUAUUUGGUGUUUUCUAAGGAAGAAUUAAGGAAAUUGCUACAGAAGUUAAGAGAAUCCUCUCUAAUGCUCCUUGACCAGGGCCUUGAUCCAUUAGGAUAUGAAAUUCAGUCAUAAUUCAGUCAUUCUUUGUAAUCUAGAUAAUUUCCAUGAUAAAUGGAAUUUUUUUGUAAAAUAUAUGUAUUUAUAAUUACUGAGUUUUUUCUUGUCCAUUAUCACGGGGAAAAUGUAAA